Messenger RNA from Triplophysa dalaica, 1381 nucleotides. It is a transcript of the gene syt1b, whose product is annotated as synaptotagmin Ib. Gene Ontology annotation, biological process: regulation of dopamine secretion; calcium ion-regulated exocytosis of neurotransmitter; regulation of calcium ion-dependent exocytosis. Bases 104 to 1381 code for a protein of 425 amino acids. Gene Ontology annotation, molecular function: clathrin binding; calcium ion binding; phosphatidylserine binding. The transcript has 9 exons. Lineage: Eukaryota; Metazoa; Chordata; Actinopteri; Cypriniformes; Nemacheilidae. The record is from RefSeq and is a predicted model, not a curated record. Gene Ontology annotation, cellular component: synaptic vesicle membrane; axon; dense core granule.
UCUAUCUCCACUAUUACUUGUUUUUCUUUCCGUUUUGAAGAGUUUUUUUCUUGAAAUUCACCUAUUUUAACAAUCCCCCCAGUGCACUUCUCAGAACUGCAGAAUGCACGAGGGCAAGUUGGAUGCUCUGCAGGCCGGUCCUACCUCGUCCACAUCACCCACUCAAAAGCAGAAUGGACCGCGGAUACUCGGACCCACGAUGUCUUCACCCACUGCGGUUCAUCCACAGAGCACAGCCACGGAGCGAUCUUUUCCUAGCAUCCGAAGCAAGUUUUUAAAUGAGCUCCAUAAAGUGCAUUUGCCAUCCUGGGCUCCGGUGACACUCGGCUUCCUCGCGGUCCUCCUCAUAAUCACCUGCAUCCUGUGUGUCUGUAAAAAGUUCAUAUUUAAGAAAAAGAAAGAUAAAGGUGGGAAAGAGAAAAGUGACAAAGAGGGCAUCAACAUGUCAGAUGUGAAAGACGAGGGAAUGAAACAGGCUGUCUGUCCUGGCACUGAUUCUGAUUCCCAGGAGGAGAAAACAGAGUCGAAAAAGACUGCAAAGCUUGGAAAACUGCUUUACACCCUUGACUACAACUUUACUGACAGUGCGUUAAUUGUAGGUGUGAUUCAGGCUGAAGGCCUUGCUGCUAUGGACAUGAGUGGCACCUCAGAUCCAUACGUGAAAGUUUACCUCCUCCCAGACAAGAAGAAGAAGUUUGAGACUAAAGUUCACCGUAAAACCUUAGAUCCCACGUUCAAUGAACAUUUUAAUUUUAAGGUUCCAUACGCAGAGCUUGGUGGAAAGACGUUGGUCAUGACUGUGUAUGACUUUGACCGCUUCUCCAAACAUGAUGCUAUUGGUGACGUGAGGGUGCAGAUGAAUAAGGUGGACUUCAGUCAUCUGACGGAGGAAUGGAGAGACCUUCAGAAAGCUGAGAAAGAGGAGCAAGAGCGUUUGGGUGAUAUCUGCUUGUCACUACGUUACGUCCCCACUGCAGGAAAACUCACUGUUGUUGUUCUGGAGGCCAAAAACCUCAAAAAAAUGGAUGUGGGCGGUCUAUCUGACCCCUAUGUGAAAAUCCACCUGAUGCAGAACGGCAAAAGACUGAAGAAAAAGAAAACUACAACUAAGAAAAACACACUGAACCCGUAUUACAAUGAAUCAUUUAGCUUUGAAGUUCUGUCGGAGCAGAUUCAGAAAGUGCAGGUUGUGGUGACAGUGUUGGACUAUGACAAAAUCGGAAAAAAUGAUGCCAUUGGAAAGAUCUUUGUUGGAAUGAACAGCUCAGGAACUGAGCAACGCCAUUGGUUGGAUAUGUUGGCCAAUCCGCGAAGACCCAUCGCCCAAUGGCACGCACUCAAACCAGAGGAAGAUGUGAAUGCUGAACUGUCGAAGAAAUGA